Molecule: messenger RNA, 1433 nt
Organism: Hibiscus syriacus
Lineage: Eukaryota; Viridiplantae; Streptophyta; Magnoliopsida; Malvales; Malvaceae
Product: transcription factor bHLH112-like
Exons: 7
Coding region: 60-1253 (397 amino acids)
Biological process (GO): regulation of transcription by RNA polymerase II
Cellular component (GO): nucleus
Molecular function (GO): RNA polymerase II cis-regulatory region sequence-specific DNA binding; protein dimerization activity; DNA-binding transcription factor activity, RNA polymerase II-specific
Source: RefSeq, a predicted model, not a curated record
GAGAGAGGUCUCAUCUGCCAAGACAAGAACCAAAGAAGCAACUUGAAACAUUUCAGGGUAUGGAAGAAGAAUUUCACGGCGGGAUUUGCGGAGGAGCGUGGUGGAAUUCGACGAAAUCCAUGUUAGCAGGGUGUUCCCCGCCGUGUUCUACGGAGGUUUCCGACAUGGGAAGCUUCGGAUACGGCACUGAUAUGGUGGAUGUCAAGGCAAGCUCCAUAGUUUUACAGGGUCAUCUUCCUCCUCCACAUCAAAAGCUUCGGGAAGCUGAUUCAGACAGCACUGGCAGCAGUAUUUUGUUUGAUUCUACUUUACAAAUGUUGGGUUUUAACCUCCCAUCAUCGACAACCUCGGACUGGAACUUGUCUUUGCUUCCAAGUAAUGGGAGAACCGAGAGUUAUAAUUCGAUUCUUCAACAAGACAUUGAUUCGAGGUUGAGUUAUCGGCAAGAACCAGACAUGUGCUCUUCUCAAAUCCUCAAGGAUUGGUGUCCGAUGAGCUUUUCAAGCCGAGGGAAAGAUUCUUCCAUUACUGCUUUUGAACCUAUCUAUCAACAUUUUCCAUCGGAGCAACUGAGGUUGACUUCGGCUAUCAACUCCGGUAAUGGUAUACCGACCACGCUCCAAAUGGACUCGGCACUGUAUGAGUACCCAUCGACGUUGUUACCGACGUGCUGGUCGUCAAUAAACUAUAUAUCGUCUACAACAGCCAAUUAUGGGGCAAACACUAAUGAAUUAUCACCUUUCAUAAGUCCAUCGUUGCUGAAGCAACAAUUUCUUGUACAUCAAGCAUUCAACGAGAAACCUAAUUGCUUCAGCCCCACGGCAAAGACUAAUUCCGAAGAAGUCCAAGACUCCGGUUCGGUGGCGACGAAGAAAGGAAGCAGUGAACCUCCAUUCAAGAGGCCAAAGCUUGAAACACCAUCUCCGUCACCAACUUUCAAGGUUCGGAAAGAGAAGCUAGGGGACCGAAUCACUGCUCUCCAACAAUUGGUUUCACCUUUCGGAAAGACCGAUACCGCAUCUGUUCUCCAUGAAGCCAUUGAAUACAUCAAGUUCCUCCAUGAUCAAGUCAAUGUUCUAAGUAUUCCAUAUAUAAAACAAGCAGUAGUUUCCCAGGUGAAAGAUGCAGAUGAGCCAAAACAAGAUCUAAGAAGCCGGGGGUUAUGUUUAUUGCCGAUAUCGAGCACAUUUCCUGUUACUAAUGAGACCACAACUGAUUUUUGGAUGCCAACUUUUGGUGGAACAUUGAGGUAAAGAAGAAGACAAUUAAUAAAGGUAAACGAAGGCCAUAAAAUAAAAGGAAAAGGAAAGUGACGGUCCAAAGAUGGUAUCGACAGACACGAACACAGUGUGAUGGGCCAGCUUCUACAAAGAGAAUGAUAAUCAUAGCAAGCAAAGUCUUUGAUACAUAAAAGAAAAGAUAACCACAGGUUG